CUAGACGUGUCAUAACCCACGCUAACUAUAAACAGAAAUCUAAAGUAAAUAAAGGAUAAAAAAAAACGCACACGCCAACACAGACCACCAUUUCAUCUUGGAGGAUAUACCAUUUCCACUGAUAAGAUGAUUUAGCGUUGAGCGGAGGCCAGUCACUCCUUUUCCCUCGGCGAGUUCGAACGCCAUGGCCGGCCUCGUCUUCAUCUUCUGGUUUUCCUUCUGCGCGCUGAAGACGGUGACUCAGGGAUCGCCUCCAUCGGGGAAAGGAGUUUGCGAGGACUGGAAACUCCCUUACAUGAACGAAACACAAAAAUACGUUCACGUGAAAGGUUCAAACCCUGUCUAUCUCUGGUUUUACACUCAGGAGGCUCAAGCAACGGCAGAACUGCGUGUCUGUUGCAUCGGAGAAGAAUGGAAGUACAAGAAUAUUACUUUCGAAGAAGCUAAUACCUAUUAUCUUGGUGUUUUGGAUACUGAGAGUGGGCAACUGGCACUGAAAGGUGACAUCAUACCAACAAUACCAAGAGUAUCUGGUAUUUGGCUGAACAGUACUUCCAUAUCGUACCUGAUAUGCUCUGUGAACGAUACCCUGCCUGAGAACCCCAUCGGCAGAGAACUGGCGACGAAGACCGAAAAGAGAUUGGAGAAAAGGGCAGAGAAGUGGAUGAUAACGACUUUCGUCUUAGCGGUUCUUGCCCUUGCUCUUCUCUCCUUCAGUCUCGCCUGCGGGAUUCUGUGGCUUCGGAAGGAUGCUCCAGGAGCUGUGCCCAAGCCGGAGAGACCCGGACGCCCCCAGACACCAGAACGGGCCCAUAUUUACGACGAGUGGAACCCCAACUGGAGCGAGGCUGAAGAGGGACAUGACAGUGAAAACAGCGCAUACGGGCAGUGCAAUUAGAGUGUGACGAAGCGCUGACUUUUGGUAUAUUGGGUGUUGUGAUCUCGUGUUUUCGUCUCCUUUUUGUAUAUUGGGUGUGUGUGAUCUCGUGUUUUCGUUCUCCUUUUGUAUAUUGGGUGUUGUGAUCUCGUGUUUUCGUCUCCUUUUGGUAUAUUGGGUGUUGUGAUCUC
Molecule: messenger RNA, 1068 nt
Organism: Penaeus vannamei (Pacific white shrimp)
Lineage: Eukaryota; Metazoa; Arthropoda; Malacostraca; Decapoda; Penaeidae
Source: RefSeq, a predicted model, not a curated record